GUCCCAUAAAAAUCAUGUUCGCAUAAUGUAUUAGCUGUUAUGUUAUAUUUAUGGUGUAUUCUUGUUUGUAUUUUUAUCAGAUUGUGGAAAUAAACUAAACUUGAAUUUGAACUUGAACUUGUAUACGACAGCGAAUUUUGUCGAAAUUCAAAGUUCAUGUUUAGCUAUAGGGCAUGUAUAUAUGUCCUAUAUAAAUCAUGUAGUAGUACGACAAUGACAUUGUCAUGUUCGUCGGGAAACGCACAAGGCUAUUGGAAUUGCGCUGUUAGGUUAAUUUUCGUAAAUACAUGACUAUAGUUGCCUUUUUGACUCGCUAUUUGACUCGGGAUUGCUUAGCAUUAUUCUACCAUGAGCCGGUUUUUCGAAGAUGCCGAUACCGCAAAAAACUAUCUACGGUACCGCCCUGGAUACUCUAAUGAAGUGGUUGAUACGAUGAUCUCAUUUCUUGCUACAAAGAGAGCAGGACCAUAUGAGUUAGCUUUGGAUGUUGGAUGUGGGUCUGGACAGCUGACGCGCUCUCUUUCAACUCAAUUUGCCCAAGUUAUCGGUUUGGAUAUCAGCGAAGCGCAGAUCGACGCCGCACACACUGUCCAAAAUCCACAGAAUGUGUCUUUCAGGGUUGGACGAGCAGAGAACCUACCGGCGGCCGACUCAUCGGUGGACAUCAUCACUUCGGCCACCGCUGGUCAUUAUUUCAACUGGGAUAUCUUCGGAAAGGAGGUUGAGCGUGUCCUGAAACCGAACGGUUGCCUCGUCGCAUUGUACUAUGAUUUAUUCUACAUCGAACACCAUGAUGAAGGCGUGGCAAAGAAAUUGGCCGAGUGCAUUGAAUCGCAUAUGGACUAUAUUACAAACUCUGUACUGAGAAAAGGUACUCCAGAUGUUUGCCUAACGUACAGAGAUUGGUGCAAGGAACGUCUUCCACUGUCAUACGCUGACCAGGAAAGGAUCGAAAUGACGAUGAAAAAGACCAUGAAUCUACGAGAGUUUAUUGAGUUUCAUAAAACUUGGGCUUACUUUAUCAAACUACACAACGAAGACCCGGAUGCUACACUUGCUCACUUUGAAAAAUUCGAAAAGAGUUUGAUGGAGCUCUUAGAUGGAGUUGAUCCAGAGACAACACGACUCGAUGUCUGGGCCCCUGUCUUCCUGCGAUUCGCUAGGAAGCCAUAGGAUCAUUACGGGUUAUACAGUGCGUCCCAGAAAAAACGAAACUGAGAA
Molecule: messenger RNA, 1221 nt
Organism: Strongylocentrotus purpuratus (purple sea urchin)
Lineage: Eukaryota; Metazoa; Echinodermata; Echinoidea; Camarodonta; Strongylocentrotidae
Product: putative methyltransferase DDB_G0268948
Exons: 6
Coding region: 349-1173 (274 amino acids)
Molecular function (GO): S-adenosylmethionine-dependent methyltransferase activity
Source: RefSeq, a predicted model, not a curated record